Molecule: messenger RNA, 2007 nt
Organism: Prorocentrum cordatum
Lineage: Eukaryota; Dinophyceae; Prorocentrales; Prorocentraceae
Source: the annotation of a GenBank genome assembly
CCUCGGAACACAGCUUGCGAGGGCUCCCUGAUCGCGCCAGGGAGCUCGGUGAGGUCCCCAGAGGUCACCGGCGGCUUGGGGCGUCCCCCGGAGGCCUCCGAGGGCCAGGAGCGCGGUGCCUUUCGGAUCCUCGACAAGAUUGCGGUCACCGCCGGCGAGGAGCUGUCCAGCCGCGCUCUGCACGUGCUCCAGCCGGGCACGGUGGUGCAGGUGCUGCAGGUGGUGCGCGACCCCGGAGGCCAGCAGGUCCGCGGCCGCAUCGAGGGUGCCGCCGAGUGCCCCGCAGGCUGGGUGUCGUUGAAGUCCGCCGGGUGGCACUGGGCCGAGCCGUGCAGGGAGGCAGCCGAGCCGACCGCCAGCACGGCCGCGGCUGCCAAGCCGGCAGCUGCGGCGCCCGCGCCGCCCACGGGGGCAGGUGCCGUGGCAGCGGCGCCUGCGCUUGCGGCGGCGCCGCCGCCGGAGCCUGCAGCGCCAGCGCCAGCUGCAGCACCUGCCGCGGCCGCCGGCCCUGGUCCCCCUCCAGCGGCGGCCGCCUGCAGGCCGGCUUCUCCACCAGCGCCCUCCGCGGCGGACGGUCCCCAGCUCCCGCUGUCACCGCCGCAAGGACCGCCCAGGGCUGGCGUGGACGACUUCUUCGUCGGCGGCGGCCUUGCUGGCAGCUCCCGCGCUCCUUGGGGUAUAGAUCCGGCGCCCCGUGAGUUUGGCAAGGAGAACAGGGUAUUUGCCAGGGAGGACUGGACUUUCACGCAGGCGAUGAGUUCUGCGCCACUGCCCGCAAAGAUGAAAGACAGGUAUGAAUCGAUUCAGCACCAGGGCAGCAAGGACGGCGCUUACAGUAAUUUCUUCGGGACCGUGGUCUACCGCUACAAGGCGAAGGUGAAGAACACGCGGGAUACGUACCAUUGCCUUCGGAGGGUGAAGUUCGACGUGGGGCAGUUUUCGUCAGUCGCGAAGGCUCUGGAACAGUUCGUUCAGUUGGAGGCCAAUCCCUGCAUCUGUGCCUUGCGGCAGGCCUUCGUCACGAACGAGUUUGCCGACUGGGCGACAGAGGAGCGACACGCAUACGACAAGCCCGUCUUCAUGGGGCCAGCAUCCUUAGUCUUUGCGUAUGAAUGGAAAAACCCUGCCGACACUACACCCGUCACGACGCUUGACACCAUACUCCAGCGCCCUUGCCCAGAGAAGGAGAUCUGGUAUUACAUUUCGCAGAUCCUCGUUGCGCUGAAGCAACUCCAUGACAAGAAGCUCGCGGCGCGGGUUAUGAAGGACCCUUCCAGGAUAUUGUUGUGCACAGCGAGCAAUCGCAUAUACUUGAAUUGCUUGGGCAUGAAGGAUGCUCUGGAUACAAGUCGCAAUCCCACGAAGGAGUAUCUCGCCUUGCAGAAGGAAGAUCUGAGGGACUUGGGUCAGCUGAUCUUGUGGCUUGCUGGUUGCGGCGACGUCUUGGAUGCCACGAGCAAUACGAACAUGUCCAGGGCAUUGCAGAACCUAGUGGUAAAGCUUUUACCUCCAAGCUGGGAGAGAGAGGCGUUUUUCAAGGUCGAUGACGUUCUGGCUGCAGUGAACUGCCAAGCAAUGCUGCUGCCCCAUAAGGACUUGUUACUGCGCAUGGAUGCGAAAGAGGCUGAACUCAAGGAGGAGAAGGCCGAGGUGUCAAUCUGGUCCGACAUGCUAUACAAGCUUGUGUCCAUCUGCGAGAGGCCUCGCGUCAAUGGUGACAUUCAUUGGGCUGAAACCGGUGACAGGUACCUUUGCAAGCUGUUCAGAGACCAUCUUUUCUUCCGGUCUACAGACGAAGGCGCCCUCCACCUGGACAAAGAUGAUGUUGCGGUUCAUCUGCGUAAGCUCCACGAGAAGUCCGGGCAGAAGAUCGUGCUAACGAGCCCAGACCGGAACGUCGUGCUUUCGGUCUCGUACAGGGACGUUAGCUGUUGCAUAGAGUCUUCUUACGAGGACCUCAAGAGCGCUGUGCGGGGAGCGCCGCCGUGCGGGGAGCGCGGGGGGUAA